AUGAACAGAGUAGGUACUAGAGUAACCUGGAGGGUUGGGGCACGUCGUUUUCAAUCAAGCUAUGCUACGAUCCCCAAAUUGAAAACCGUAAAAGAAUUUAACGAUAUUGUAAAAACUUCCAGUGAUAAAUUGUCCGUAGUGGACUUUUACGCAACUUGGUGUCAACCGUGCAAAGCCAUGAUCCCAUUGAUGACGAAAUUGAUCCAGGAGAACCCAACAGUCAAUUUUUACAAAGUUGACGUUGAUGAAUCGAUGGAACUAGCUCAAUCCUGUAAGAUCACUGCAAUGCCCAGUUUUCUGUUCUUAAAAGAUGGGAAGACUUUAGAUAAAGUUAUCGGUGCAAACACAAUGAAGCUACUAGAGAAUAUUGACGAAUUUAAAUAA
Messenger RNA from Kazachstania africana CBS 2517, 384 nucleotides. RefSeq names its product Trx3p (gene TRX3). The coding region runs from base 1 to 384 and encodes 127 amino acids. NCBI's taxonomy places the organism in Eukaryota, Fungi, Ascomycota, Saccharomycetes, Saccharomycetales, Saccharomycetaceae. The record is from RefSeq and is a predicted model, not a curated record. The transcript has a single exon.